AUGCCCGAAAGAGAUGUAGUGACAUGGAACACUAUGAUCUCUGGUCAUUAUCGUUCUGGGUUUCUCGAACAAUCUUUAAGGUUGUACGGGCAAAUGGUUUCUCAAGGGAUUUUGGAGAAUCCGUCGACUUUUUCGACCGUCUUGAGUAUGUGCGCAAUUGGAAAGUUCUUUGAAGAAGGACUCAUUGUGCAUUGUAGAGCAAUCGUUUUCGGGUUUUGCAAUAAUGUGUACAUUGGCUCUGCGCUCGUUGAUCUUUAUUUGCGAAUGGGACUUACCGAUGUUGCCUUAAGGCUGUUCGGUGCUUUGAAAGAGAGAAAUUUGGCUACUUGGAAUAUUGUUCUCCGCAGUUUAUGUGAAGCCGGAAAGUCGAAAGAUUUCUUAAGUAUUUAUAAUGAAAUGAAAUACGACGGUUUGGAGCCAAACGGGCUCACUUUUUGCUAUUUGAUUCAGGGCUGCGGUCACGGUAGGUUUCUGGAUGAAGGAUUGCAGCUUCAUUGUUUUGUAAUUAAGAACGGAUUUGUAAAUUUGAAUUUGUUCGUAGCAAAUGCUUUGGUCGAUUUUUACUCUGCCUGUGGUAAGUUGAUCGAAACUAAAAAAUCAUUUGCGGUUAUCCCUAAAGAGGAUGUUGUUUCUUGGAAUUCAAUGGUCUCGGUUUGUGCAGCCAAUGGUUACUCGUUUGAAGCCCUCGAAUUUUUUAACAGGAUGCAAUUUUGGGGCAAGAGGCCAUCUUCUUGCUCGAUCGCGGCAUUCUUGAAAUUGUCUAGCAUGGCUGGUAAUUUGCUUUUGGGGAAGCAAAUUCAUUGCUACACUUUGAAAUUAGGCUUCAACACAGUCUUCGUUCAAUCCGCUUUGAUCGACAUGUACGGUAAAUGUGGCGAUCUCCAAUGCUCGGUGGGCGUAUUUAACAGCAUUGGCAAAAGAACCGUUGAGUGUUGCAACCCACUCAUGACAUCUUUCCUAAAAUCUGGUCUAACCGAGGAUGCAAUUGAUCUGUUUGGUCUGAUGUUAGACGAGAAAAUCGGGUUUGACGAAACGAGUCUCUCUUUGGCCUUGAAAGCGUUAUCGAAUUCGAAUGUGGGUCCCGCUAGUUCUGCCAGCUGUCCAAUGCUGCACUGUUGCGCUGUGAAAUCGGGCUUCGAAUCCGAUGUCUCGAUUUUGUGCUCACUGAUCGACACGUAUUCUAAAUCGGGCCGGCCUGAAUCCUCCUUCAGACUCUUCCGUCAAAUUCGCUCGCCGGAUGUGCUUUGUUUCACUUCUAUAAUAAGUGCGCUCGCGCGGGAUGGGAAAGGGAAGGAGUGUGUUCGGAUGCUAUAUGAAAUGGUCGAAAAGGGUAUAAAGCCUGAUAACGUGACAUUCUUGAGCGUGUUAACGGGCUGCAACCAUUCGGGCCUGGUGGAGGAAGGGAGAUUGGUAUUUUCUUGGAUGCGGGCCCAUUUUGGCCCGUCUGCUGAGAGGCGGCACUAUUCGUGCAUGGCGGACCUCUUGGGCCGGGCUGGUUUGUUGGACGAGGCUGAGGAAUUGAUAGAGGGCAGCCCGUGGGAGGGAGAUUACGUAAUUUGGAGCUCCGUGUUGAGGAGCUGCAGGAUUCACCAACACGAACGGGUUGGGAGGAGGGCCGUGAAGAAGUUGAUGGAAAUCGAGCCCGAUAACCCUUCUGGUUGGGCGCAGGCUUCGAGUUUUUAUUGGGAGAUUGGGGAUUUUGAGGCCGCAAAAGAGUGUCGGGAGAUUGGGUUUGCGAGAAAAGUGGGGAAGGAGAUAGGUCGGAGUUGGAUCGAGACGUGUAGUGAUCAGUCGAGCUGUCGAUUAUAA
Messenger RNA from Striga hermonthica, 1809 nucleotides. The record is from the annotation of a GenBank genome assembly. Lineage: Eukaryota; Viridiplantae; Streptophyta; Magnoliopsida; Lamiales; Orobanchaceae.